AUGGCGGAGGUUUCCAAUCUCCACCGCCACCACCACCCCCACCCACCGCAAUCGGCCCGAAGCCCCGUUGCCCCUGUAGAAGAAACUGAGCCACAGGAAGAUGAAUUCUAUCAUCAUUCGAACCCUUUUGUUUUCGAUUUCGAUUCCUUCUCCCCUCCCAGUAUUUCGUCGAACCCUUCUUUCUUUGAUGAUUACGCCACGACGUUCGAUUUCGGGUUUGAUUUGAACGCUGAAAUCGAGAAUUCUGGGUGCGAGUUCGAGGACCCUAGUUGCUUUUUUUUUGGGGGUGAAGAAGAUGAUGAGCAGAUGAAUUUCGUUACAGAUCUGUUCGAACCACGUCAGCCCGCCGUGGAGGAAGACCCAAUUUGGGAGCUCGAUUCUGGUCGAGCGGAGGAAUCGGCACUCGAAUUUGGAUUUGGGCCGGGUCUCGGGUCAAGCCUGGGCCUUCGGGUGGUGGACAUGGAUUCUGAAUCUGAUUCUGAGGAAUUCGAGGUGAAUUCAGGAUUUAUUAAUAACGGUGAUGAUAAUCAUGAUAGCUUUGUACUUGGUAACAACAACUAUCAUACUAGCGAGCAUGAGAGGGAGGAGUUUGAAUGGGAGGAGGUGAGUGAGAGAAUUCAUUUUGAUGAGAGGGAGAAUUUGAACUCAGUGAUCAAUCGAAUUGAGGAAAUAUCUGUUUCAUCUGAUAUUUCGUCUUCAGAAGUUCUGUUGGCGGUGAAUAAUUUAGAGAGGACUUUCGAGUUUGAGAAUUCGGAAGAAAAUAAUAGUGAUGGGGGUGAAGUUCCACGCAUUAAUCUUCCGGAAGAUUAUAUUUUGACUAUGCAAUAUGAUGUCCUUUUUGGGCAGUUGGUGGAGAAUGAGAAUGCUUUAAAGGGCAGCCCACCGGCUGCAAAGUCUGUGGUGGAGAAUUUGCCUUCCGUGGUGUUGACGAAGGAGGAAAUCGAGGAGAACAAUAAUGUGGUUGUUUGUGCAGUUUGUAAGGAUGAGUUUGCUGUUGGGGAUAAGGUGACUAGGAUGCCUUGUUGCCAUCUAUACCAUGGGGAGUGCAUUUUGCCAUGGCUCAGUAUUAGGAAUACGUGUCCGGUCUGUAGGUAUCAGUUGCCUACAGAUGAUGCAGAUUAUGAGAAGAGGAGGAGCGAGAGAGUAGGUGGUGGAAUUAAUUCUCACUUGGUUGAUGAUUUUGAGGUUAGGUACAAUUUUGAAGUUUUGCCUUGAAAAGGCCUUGCAAAUCUUAGAGUAUGGUUUUAGAGACAAUAUAUGUUUCCUUUUUCGUUAUGUAAAAAAUUGGUUGUGUCCAAAGUGGUGAGAUUGCAAACUUUUAUGUGGAUAUUACAUUGGAUAUAUAUGGAUCCAUGAUUGAAUAUAUCUACGUAUCCUAUAAUCUGCGAUGUUAGAAGAUAGCAAUCAUUCCUUCAGAAUCAUUGUAGAGAUGAGUUGCCAUAUCAAUGUUGUCAGAUCUUGGUAUUUCAGUUACUCCUGUGAUUGUAUUCAUCUCAAGCAUAUGAAUGAUUUCUCAAUGUGUUGUCAGCAAUCAGAAGACAAGAAUUAGUUGGAUUGCUUGGCAAUUGCUUCCAGAAUUGCCUACCUUUCGGUGGUUUUGCAGUCUGGAAAAAAAUUAUGACCGUCUGUGUAGUUUCUUGUUACUACUGGAU
Messenger RNA from Sesamum indicum (sesame), 1652 nucleotides. NCBI's taxonomy places the organism in Eukaryota, Viridiplantae, Streptophyta, Magnoliopsida, Lamiales, Pedaliaceae. The record is from RefSeq and is a predicted model, not a curated record.